UCUCAUGAAAAAAAAUGUUUCCACCGUCAAUAUGUUCAGUUUUGUGUGUGUCACUUGAUUUGAGUUCUUUUUUUCUUUGCACGCCUAAUCACACUUGGGACAUACGAAUAUAUUUGUUUUUUUUUUGUCGACAACGACUGUCGAUAUAAAGCUUUGAAGUAUCAUCAUCAUCAUCAUCAUGAAUCAAUUAACUGUAAUGUUGAAUGGUAAUAAUGCAGCAUCAGCAGCAGGCAGCAGCAGUAGCAAAUAAUCAACAACAACAACAACAUCAUGCUGCAUCAUUGGCAAACACUACGAUCAAUCAACCACAAUAUUUUACAUUUCAAACUACCAAUAAUCAACAACAACAUUCUGGUUCUAUUAAUCAACAAACAGCUACCGGUUUGGCUACCAAUGCUGCUGCUGCUGCUGCUGCUGCUUCUUCAAUUGAACAACAACAAUUGUUCACAAUACAACCGGCAACAACAUUUUCACCAAAUAUUAUGUUAACCACCAAUGGACAAACAAAUAGCAUCGACAACAACACAAGGAUUUUUACCGGCAACAAAUAUGAAUAAUCAUCCAGCAACAAUUCAAUAUAUAAUCACACCACAACAACAACAACAACAACAACAACAACAAUCUAAUCAGCAAAUAUCACAGCCAUUUGGUGGUUUAAUGUCCAAUUUGAUUACGCCAUCUACGCCUGCUCAUCAAAUAAAUAUGAUUCCAAUCAAUCAUCAAACAUUACAGGGAACAACGACGGCGACAAUAUUGCAACCACAAUUAAUAGCAACUAAUGGAUGUUCCACGACAUCAGCAUUACAGCCAACAACAUUUAUUCAACAACAACAACAACCAACACAAACGGGUACGUUUCAUAUACAAACGACUGCAAACGCUGCUUCUUCUGCGACCAACAAUGUUAAUACUACUGCAACGCAAUUGUUCCAUCAACAACAACCGCAACAACAAUUUCAAGUGAUAACAACACCAUCUACAUUAGCAACGCAACCAACAUUGACAAAUGGUGCAAUAACAUUUCAAACAAAUCAAUUGAUUGGUUGUAUACCAUCAACAACGAAUCAGCUAGUUCAACCGCAACAGCAACAAUUUUUUCUGAAUCCAACAACAAUAACGCCCACACUUCAACAACAGCAACAACAACAACAGCAGCAGCAACAAUUGUAUCAAUUAGUUUUACCUGUAAAUGGUCAUCAAAUAUUACAAUCAACAAUGUUACAGCCAACAAAUAUGAUAACAACAACAUCGGGACAUCAAUUAAUAACAACCGGAACUCAACAUCAACAACAACCGACUGCAAUAACGGUGCCUAUACAACAACAACAACAGCAACAUGGAACAUUAUUAACAACCACCGGUGGCAAUCUCCAAUUUCCAAUUGGUCAACAGCAACAAAAUACGGCAACAUUCUUAACACAACAGCAACAAACUUCAACAUUACCAAUAGGUUCUGCCAUUAUUCAUCAACAAUCACCACAACAACAACAGCAACAAUCAUCAAAUGUAUUCACAACAAAUCAAUUAACAAUACAGCCAUGUUUAUCUACCGGUACUGGAAACACGAAUAAUAAUUACCUCAAUACUCAACAAAAUUCAAAUACGAUAACAUUGAUAGCUUCAGCAUCACCAACGACAAAUAUUACGAAUCUUUCAUCAUCGCAACAACAAACGAAUAACACGACAUCAUCUAUAAAUAGUGUUGUUGGUCAUCAUCAUAAUCAUCAACCAUCAUCUUCGAUGGUCAAUAUUACGAAUAACAACAACAACAACAAUACGCAAUUACAUCAUUUACCCGUACAGAAUGCUGUUAAUAAUAUUCAUACAAGCAACAACAACAAUAACAUCAAUUCACCAUCGACAUCAACUACGGCAAUGAUGGUUUUUACAUCUUCUGCUGCCGCACCAUCAUCAGCCACAAAUAUUACAUGUGAUACCGGCAUUGUACAACAACAACAACAAUCGCCAAUGUUGAUGUUUGACAAUCUCAUCAAGCCAACAUCGAUCAAGUCAAUCAACAAAAAAAGUUAUUUAGAAUGUCCAACAUCAACAACAGCAACGAAUGGAUGCCAAUCAUCAUCAACGAAUUCAACAAUAACUACAGGUCAAACUGGAUUCGAAUUAUCAAAGGCAUGUAGUACUAGAGAAAAUUUCAAUCUCAUUAUGAAUUCGACGGCGGCGGCGGCAACCAAAACAACAACAACAACAACCACGACAACGGCAACGAUGACGACGAUAAUUACGCCCAAAUUAUCGUCUACAAAUGCCGAACAUAACAACAUGAAAAGAGAUUCAAUAGUCAAUGAUGAUCAUGAUCAAAAUACGCCAUCUUCUGAAGAAAAUAGUCAAAAUAGUUUUACGGUGAAUGACCAGAAAAUUAUUAUCGAAAAAGAUGAUAAUGAAAUUGGUGAUAUUGUUAAUAAUGGUGGUGAUGAAAAUUUGAAUGGAUUAACAUCAUCAUCUACCACAACAACUACAUCAUUAUCAUUAUCACCACCUACACCAUCGUUAGAAACAUCGUUAGCAACAUCACCGAGUCAAACAUCAUCAACCAUUAUUCAAAGACCAUCAUCGGCUGCUUCAUCAUCAUGUGGUUCAUUGAAAAUAGCCGAUAAUGAUGAUGAUGAUGAUGAUGAUGAUGAAGAUGAUGGAGAGGAUGAUGAUGAUGAUGGGGAGGAUGAAGAAGAAUAUGAUGCCGGUAAUGAUGAAAAUUGUUAUAAUAAAACACGGAACAUGAAUGAGAAAAAAGAUGAUGUGAAAAUAAACCGAAAACGAGCUAGAUCAAUGGAUAGUUUAAUAAAUGAUGAUGACGAUGACGAUGAUGAUGAUAAUGAUGAUAAUAGUACAGAUGAAACGGAAGAAAUGGAUCUGGAUAGUGCUACAACCGAAAUCGAUAGUGAUUGUUGUAGUCAUAAAACUAAUAAUAAUAAUAACCGGCAAGAAUCGGAUACUACUACAACAAUACUGCCAACAACGACAACAUUACCGAUAACAAUAUCUACGAUGAAGACGACUAAUACUAUGUCCACCAACACUACUGCCACCAUCAAUGGAAUACGAUCAGAAUCAUUGAUGAUGAACAAUAAUAAUAAUCCCAUUAAAAAUAUGAAUGAUGAUAAAGAUGGAUAUCAAAGUGGUGGUUCAUUGCCAUGUCAUUUUACCGAUACCGAAGAUGAAGAAGAUGAUGAUGAUGAUGAUGUCAUGAAUACGAAUGUUGAUGGUAAAUUGAUCGAUAUGAAUGAUGGUGAUGUUGUUGGUGGUGGUGAAAUUAAACUGAUACGACGUAAUGGUCUUACACAAGCUGCAUAUAAUCUGAUUAAUAAUCGUAUAUUAAUGAGUAGUAAUAAUGAUGAUGAUGAUAAUGUUACUAUAGCAUCGAUUGAAUCAUCAAUAACGAAUGAUGAAAUAUCCAAUAUAAAUAUCCAGAAUAUUGGUAAUACAAAACAAUUAUCAUCAAACAAUCAUGAUGAUAAUGUUAAUAAUAAUCGGAUAUCCAUGCAAACACAAACAUCAUUAACGACGACGACAACAACACCAUCAUCACCAUGUUCUAUUCAUUCAAAUAAUAGUAGCCUGAUUGCAUCAUCAUCGACGAAUCCACCGUUGAUAUCAUCAAAAGAAAGAGCCAUUUGGACCCCAGAAGAACAACAAUUGGCCAAUGAAAUACAGGAAUUUGCUAAAACAUUUAAACUUUGUCGUCUAUCAUUGGGCCUAACACAAUCACAAGUUGGACAAGAAUUGAGUGCAUUAGGUCCAUGUUAUAGUCAAAGUGCAAUAUGCAGAUUUGAAAAAUUGGACAUCACAUUAAAAAGUGCUAAAAAAAUAAAACCAGUAUUGGAAAAUUGGAUGCGUGAGGCGGAAGAAAAAUAUCGUCAUAAUAAAAUUGUUGGAAAUGUAAAACCAGAAGCAUUGGUUAAUGUAUUGAAUAAUAAUAAUAAUAAUAAAGAUAAUAAAGAUCCAAAUGCAUCGUCAACAACAACAUCGACAUUAUCAUCAUCAUCGUUUAAGAUUAGUUCAGCAUUAGAAUUGGUGAAUAAUGGUGGUAAUUAUGGGAAAAAUUUUCAACUUUACCAACAAUAUAAUAAUAUCAACAACAGCAACAACAAUAACAACAAUCAAAAUGUUGUUAAUCAUCAUGAUCAAAGAGUUGGUGGUAGUAUGAUGGUUAAUAAUAACAGUGAACCAUCACAAUCACCAUCACCAUCAUCAUCAUCGGCAAUGAUAUCAUCAAAUGUAAAUAUUUAUAAAGCAUUUAUGGAAACAAAUAAAAAACGUAAACGUCGUACAUCGUUUACGCCAACCGCCAUUGAUGCAUUGAAUAAAUUUUUUGAACAAAAUAAUCAUCCAAAUGGUGAAGAAAUGACUAGAAUAUCGGAAAUAUUAAAUUAUGAUCGUGAUGUUGUGCGAGUAUGGUUCUGUAAUAAACGACAGUCAACAAAAGCACGAUGUAAAAAUGAUAUGACUUGGAAUUCUAAUCAAUUACAGCAGCAGCCACAACAGCAGCCACAACAGUCGAUUGAAUCGAUACCAGCAGCAUCACUGAAUAAUGAUCAAAACCAUCAACAACAUUGAACAACAAUGCCUUUGCAACAACAGUGAAUAAUAAAUCAACUAAAACAUUAUCGAAUGAUAUACAACCAUCAUCAUCAUCCUUAUCAUUAUCAUCAUUGAAAAUGGCAACUUCGAUAUCAUCAUCAUCACCCAUAAAGCCAUCACCCUCAUCACUGCCACCCACAUCAUCGAUUGGUCAUCAACAUCAUCAUCAUCAUCAUCAAUUUUUUCGUCCAAUACAUCCAUCACAUGGACAAGCAUUACGAAGUCCUUUACCAGCGGCCAUAAAAUGAACACAAUGAAUGGUGGUGGUCGUGAUACCAUAAUUCCAUCGGUAGCAAAUAUUGCACCAUUUGGUUUAGGACGAUCAACAACAACAACAACAACAACGACAAAUUCGACAACGAUGA
Messenger RNA from Dermatophagoides farinae (American house dust mite), 4961 nucleotides. NCBI's taxonomy places the organism in Eukaryota, Metazoa, Arthropoda, Arachnida, Sarcoptiformes, Pyroglyphidae. The record is from RefSeq and is a predicted model, not a curated record.